AUGACCUCGACCACGUGGUACGCCUUGCGCUCCAAGGCGGUUCACACACGCUUCGGUCUGUCCAAGAACAUCCAGCUCCUGCUCAACAGCUUGGAUUUGUACAAGGCCGGCAGCAUCGACGCGACAGAGCUGGGUCGCAUGGUCCGCCUUAGCGCCCAUCGUCGGGCUGCACUCGCCAACACCAUCUCCAAAUGUGCCGGAAUCAUCAAGAAACAGCCCUCCGAGAUCAAGACCUGUGUCGAAAUCAUCGAGAUGUGCACCGAAAUUCUCGAGAUAGCUGGUUUGUCCUCAUCAAUCGGCCUUCUAGUGCCUGGCUCCAGCACAGAGUGGCUGGCCGAUCUCCUGACACUUCACGCAGAUAGGCGUCCCCCCGAGGGGGUUUUUCCCUUCAGAAAGCUGCCCGUGGAGAUCCGGGAUAAGAUUCUCGAUCUCAUGAUCUCGAACGUUUUUCGCACCACGGGCAUCAUUCCCGCCGAAAAGUCGAGCUGUGAAUGCCCUACGUUCGACCGGCACAAUAUCUCGUUUCAGACCAAACAGAUGAAGGCCUUGCCGACUUUGCUGGGAGCAUCGCUGAAUCACGAAUUCUGUCGCAUCUUCUUCCGCAAGCACACGUUCCGCUUCAGAUGCUCCUGCGAACUCCUCGCCCACCUCCAGCGAAACAAAAUGUUUUUCGCACAUGUCCGCCACAUUAUCGUUCACUGGUGUGGGGAUGACUGUGCCAAGGCCUUCAAGAUGCUGGCCAAGUGCCCGCGCCUAGAGACUCUCAACUUGAGCAUCUCCAAAUCGACUUACUCGUUCGUUAGCCCCCGCGCGCAGCUUAUGAGAGGCUUCUUCUCGGCGUCUUACCGUACCGUUCGGGCCUCGGACUUGCUCGGACUCGACGAAUUGUUGGAAGUUCGGGGUCUCAAGGAUGUGCAGGUCUCGCACACUCCCAACAGAGCGAACGCCCCAAUGAGUAUCGAGAUGGACCGGUCUGGCCUCUCACGCCUCCUUUCCGGCAGCCUCACACUGCCCCGGGAUGAUGAUAAGAUCAAUAUCUUCUGA
Molecule: messenger RNA, 1044 nt
Organism: Purpureocillium lilacinum
Lineage: Eukaryota; Fungi; Ascomycota; Sordariomycetes; Hypocreales; Ophiocordycipitaceae
Source: RefSeq, a predicted model, not a curated record